Molecule: messenger RNA, 3738 nt
Organism: Penicillium salamii
Lineage: Eukaryota; Fungi; Ascomycota; Eurotiomycetes; Eurotiales; Aspergillaceae
Source: the annotation of a GenBank genome assembly
AUGUCGUCGCAGACCAUGACUGCGCCAGCCGUGGGCCAUCGACCGCCUGACCCAGGCCCCGAGAGCCCCAGGUACGACUAUGGCUGCUCACCGAACUCUACACCCCCUUCCAACCCUCGAAACGACUCCGCAAUCCGCGACAUGCAGAAGAAUUCUGCCCCGUCAACCCCAAACGGCAUGUCCGCCCCAGAAGUCGGAAUCAAGACAGAAUGUUCCGACAGCCAGGACCUUUCCGCCGCGCAACAUCAAAAAAAUACAAAUACCCAGAAUGCAGCCAGCGCGCUCCUGGCUCAACUGCUCGGGAAUCAGUCGGCGCCAAAUUCUGCCCCGACGGCAAUGGGACAAUCGGGGCCCGGCGAAGAUCAGGACAUGGACAUGGACAUGGAUAUCAAGAUGGACGAUUCAAUCUCUCACCCCUUCGACAUGAGCGGUCAACAUCCGACGCCAAUUGACCCAAGUUUGCAACACGACUCCACGAUAUCCCGUGAGAUUCAGGAUAUGCUAAAUGGGAAAGCUUUGGGCGACGAACUUAUGGUCGCAAAUUCCGCGCAAGAUAUGAGCCACGAGGCAUUCAACCCAUCGGAUGCGAUGGAUACACUUACAGAUCCUCUAAACCUGAAACAGGACCAGCCAUCUCUCCUGCCACCCUUGGACUUUACCACCGCCCCGAAAAAUGCCUUCGAAGCUCUCCAUCAGAAUGAAAUGCUCACUGCCGCUUUCUUUUCGCAAAACCCCGACUUUUCGGGACUCGGAUACCCGGACGGGACUGCUUCAAUUGCGGGCUCAGAGCCCAAGAUCCAAGCAUUCGCCAAACUGGAGUUCGACGACGGUCAUUUCUAUGUGAAUACCUACUCAUUCAUCCUAGGGCGAGACGUGCGCGCCGCCCGCGCCGCCCAUCACCGAGAGUUCCAGUACCGGCAGGCCGUGCGAAGCUCUCGAGCGAGGAGCUCAAACGGGGGAACAGCCCAUACACCAAACCGUAUGAAGCGGGAAGAAAGUGCUGCUAUGAUGGGUAGUGUGGUCAGCGACCGAGGAGGUAUCAUGGGCUUCGACCCAGAUAUUCCUCCGCAUAUGCCCGGCAACUUCAACCCAAGCCGCCGGUCCUCAAGAUCCUCAUUUGACGAUGCUGUUGUACCCUUACACGCAAACCCCGCUCAAUUACAAUCGACUACCGACUACAAUGCACUGGCAAUGCAAUCUUUACAAGAUGGCAACGGGGACGCAAAGCCCGUGGAUGCGAUGGCUCUUCUGCCAUCCCCGGACUCCUGUCCCACGAUCCCAAUUCAUCCCCCGACGACCGUCGAUGGUAGUGCUGCUGGUCACCGUGGGAUUUCUCGUAGACAUGUGCGCAUCUCAUACAGUUUCGAUAAAAACUUGUUCGAGAUGGAGGUGAUGGGACGUAACGGAGCUUUUAUCGGCGCUGAUUGGCUCUCACCAGGGCAGGUCCGUCCUCUGCACAGUGGUGACUACAUCCAGAUCGGUGGUGUACGCAUCCGUUUCUUGCUGCCAGACGUUCCCAUUGGUGAAACUGGGGCGGAUAGGAUGGAAGAAAAGAUGGAAGAGGAGCCCCAAAAGGCAGAAGUGGAAGAAGAUGAUGAUGAUGAAAAGGACGCUCGUGCCUCAAUCGAAAUGGACGAAGAUGUCGACGAAUCAGAGAGACUUGGAAGCGACAGCGGGGAAAGUCGAGAGCCUUCUAGCAAGGCGUCUAGGCUCAUACUCAAGACGAAGGAUCACAAAUCGUCCCAGGCAAUGGAUUCCAUUGAGGAUAACGACUCGCAGCCGGCGCGCCGGCGGGGACCAGGGCGCCCACCUAAGGAUGGCAUCAUGUCCAAGCGCGAGCGAGCUGAGCUUGCUCGUGAACAGAAGAUUGCGGCUAAGCGCGAGGCCAACGGGGGUGUUACGCCACCUCCGCUCAAGGUGCCCAAGGCCGGGAAGACAGUCGCCAAAGAAAUCCCUAUUCCUGAGUCACCAACGAACAAACCAGCAGAGAAGCGGAAAUACACCAAGCGAAAGAAGCUCGAUGGGACACCAAUGGAUUCUCCUAUUCCUUCAACGGAGGGCGGCCAGAUGUCUACAGAGCCACGGCAAGAGGAAUAUGUCAAGCCACCCCCAGUCAAGAAGCGCAAGCCUUCGAGGUCACCAUCUCCCAACUAUCCUCCGGAAUCUGCUUACACGCCGGAGGAUCUGGCCAAACCUCCCUACAACUAUGCUGUUCUCAUCUUUGAUGCGUUAACGGAAGCUGGAACGCCAAUGACAUUGAAGCAGAUUUAUCGUGCCUUGAAACUGAAGUAUCCAUACUUCCGCUUCAAGUGUGAGACAGAGGGUUGGACGUCCAGUGUGCGACAUAAUCUCAAUGGCAAUGGUCACUUGUUCAUGCACGCAGAACGAGAUGGCAAGGGAUGGUCCUGGCAACUUAUUCCAGGUGCAUCGGUUGAAAAGGAGAAGAAGCGACGCCCAUCGCCGCCACCCCAAGCUUCUCAUCCUCCGACACCUGCUCCCCAGCAAUACAUACCUCAACUGUCCCACUCAUACGCGCCGCCACAAGUUCCCCCACCCAUGCCGAACCCGGCACAGCAUUUCCAGUUCCCAUCCAUACCGCCGGCUCCUUUCCCAGCAUCGGUAUCUGUGGCAGGUACUCCAUCUCAUACCAGCCCUUACGCACCUUCACCAAAGGCCUCCGUGCCUGCUCCUCCCGCUCCUCCCCCUACUAUUGCUGCUGCCCCGGCUCAGGCCCCAGCGCCCACUCCAGCUGCGGCCCCGGCCCCUGCUCCUGCUCCUGUUGCUGCUGCUGCUGCUCCACCUCCUGUUUCAACACCGACACCGGUGUCAGUACCCCCUUCGGCGCCUAUCUCUACUCCUAUACCUUCGCCCGCGCCGACGCCAACUCCGACUCCAGCGUCUGCACCUGCACCCGCACCUGCGGCUGUGUCGGCACCGGCACCGGCACCAGCUCCGCCACAAAUCAAUCCUGCUGCAUCUUUCCCAAUUCCCAGUACCAUCCGCAACAAUCUUCCCGCUGCCUUCGCAGCAACCCUUCCAUCAACCUAUACCUCACCCUAUGCAUCCGCUCCAACUCCGCAGAAUGGUCAGCAGCAGCAACAACAGCCGCCGCAGCCCCAGCGGCCUCCCCAGGGACCACCAAAACACCAUUCACCUUAUAUGCCCCAGAAACCGCCUCCUCCACCAACCCAUACCAAUCCUCCGCCUCGAGCCUACCCCCCGCCUGGUGCACCUCAAUAUCAAUCUCAACACCAGCCACCGGUUCCGCCGCAGUCACAGCCACUGUCACAUCCGCCUCCGCAGCAUUCAAUGCCGCAGCAUCCGCACCAGCACCAGCACCAGCAUCAGCAUCAACACCAGCCUCAGCACCAGCCUCAGCACCAGCCUCAGCACCAGCCCCAACACCAGCCUCAACAUCAACAUCCACACCAGCACCAUAUUCCCUCCGGAGUCCCGUCUCAUUCUCACCAUCAGCAGCAGCUUCCUCCACAGCAACUCCCGCCGCCCCCGGAGUCAUCAACCUUUAUUGAUCGAGCCAACAAGGCCAUUGAUGACUUUGAAGCUGUGUUGAUGGAAGACUACGAGGACAAGAACUACAUUCGGGAAGUUCUCCGGAGUGCGCGCGCCCGUGUGUUAGGCAAUGCCCCCGAGAGUUCAUUCCCUGGUGGCGAGCCCAAGGAUGAGGCUGUCAUCAUGGAUGUGCUCCGCAAUCUGGUUGGAAGUCUCAAAGACGAAUGA